Ipomoea triloba (trilobed morning glory) is the source of this 684-nucleotide messenger RNA. Its product is annotated as TLC domain-containing protein 5-like. The transcript is spliced from 5 exons. Gene Ontology annotation, cellular component: membrane. NCBI's taxonomy places the organism in Eukaryota, Viridiplantae, Streptophyta, Magnoliopsida, Solanales, Convolvulaceae. The record is from RefSeq and is a predicted model, not a curated record. Bases 1 to 684 code for a protein of 227 amino acids.
AUGGAACAUUAUUAUUACAUCAUAACGACAUUGGUGUUGAGUUUAGUUUCAUGGGAAACGUUGUUUCGGAUCACAACAAGGUUUCUGUCAAACCGCUCUUUCGUUUUCUGCAACCGAAUCAUUUCCAUCAUCCAUGCAUCCUUAGCAGUAACGUUGGCUUCUCUGUCUGUUCAAGACUGGACCUGCCCGUUUUGCCCGUUGGCUUCCAAAGCUUCCCCUCUGCAGAUGCAGACGUUGUUGAUCACACUUGGGUACAUGGUACAUGACUUGGUGUGUUGUCUAUAUUAUAAGAAAAUAAAGGCUAGUGAUGCGUUGCACCAUUUGGUUACCUGUAUUGGAAUUGGAACUGGACUUGUCUAUCAAAUGUCUGGAUCAGAAUUGGUGGGAGCAUUGUGGAUUUCAGAGAUUUCUGGUCCAUUUGAAGACUUGAGAGUCAUUCUCAAAGAGCUUGGUUAUAGGGACACCAACCUCAAUCUCGCAGUUGAUAUAUGCUUCGCAGUUAUUUUCUCAUUUGCUAGGAUGAUAGGAGGCACUUAUCUCACAUAUCUCACUGUGUCUGCUGAUAAUCCAAUCCUCAUCAAGGCAAUGGGUGUUGGGCUGCAGAGUGUGAGUACAUUCUGGUUCUACAGGAUUGUGAGAAUUUGGAGAUUCAAAUUGUCAAAGAUCACUAAAUCUAAGAGUUAG